This is a messenger RNA of Acanthochromis polyacanthus (spiny chromis), 2908 nucleotides long. RefSeq names its product nuclear GTPase SLIP-GC-like. The transcript is spliced from 17 exons. Bases 1 to 2100 code for a protein of 699 amino acids. NCBI's taxonomy places the organism in Eukaryota, Metazoa, Chordata, Actinopteri, Pomacentridae. The record is from RefSeq and is a predicted model, not a curated record. Gene Ontology annotation, molecular function: GTPase activity.
AUGCCGAAACGCCUGAAGCCUCAGUUCUUUAUUUUUACACCAACAGAAGAAAUCAUACUGUCUGAUGUCAAAUACAUAAUGAGUUCUGUCCUUGAGAAACUUCCUUACCAAGGCAACACAAAGCUGAAUGAGUUCCUGAGGAAGAAAAUCGACGGUUUGGAGACAGACAAGAGGGAAGUGAUCGGUGUUUUUGGCAGAACUGGGGCUGGAAAGAGCUCUUUGAUAAAUGCCAUCAUUGGAGAGAAGAAUCUGUUGCCUACUGGGGACUCCAAGGCCUGUACCUCUGUCAUGAUUAAAGUGGAGUCAAACCCUGACAACUCAAAAUACGAAGCAGACAUUGAGUUCAUUACACCAAAGGAGUGGGAAGAUGAGGUUUGGUUAGUGAAGCAGUUUCAUGACAAUAAUACAGAUCGGGAACAGAAAAAGGAUGAGGAUGAAAAGCUGUCUGCACUGUAUGGAAAAGAGUGGAAAGACAAAUUCCCUGAAAAUCCUGUAGACCCCAAAUACUUCAGAGAAAUUCCAGAAUUUCUCCAAUCCAAGAAGAAGACUCUGACGUUUAAAUCAGCUAAAGAUCUUUCUGCAAAAUUAAUCAAAUAUACAAGGACUUCCUCAGAACGCAGACAAAAGAAAGGAAUAACGAGGUGUUUUUGGCCACUGGUGAAGUGUGUGACCAUCGAGGUGCCUAAUAAUGAUCUUCUCCAACACGUCACACUGGUGGACCUUCCUGGAAGUGGAGACCGGAACAAGAGCAGAGAUGAAAUGUGGAAAAGGAUUGUUGGAGAUUGUUCUACUGUGUGGAUUGUGGCCAAUAUUGAACGAGCAACAUCAGAAAAAGAACCCUGGGAGAUCCUGGAGAACACCUGCAGCCUCAUUGGAAAUGGUGGCCAGUGUCAGCAAAUUCACUUUAUCUGCACCAAGUCUGAUGUUAUUGAAGAUUCAGAUGAUGAUUCAGAAAAUGUUCGUGAUCGCAUCGUAGAAAGAAAUGAAGAAGUCAAGGAAGAAGUGAAAGAAGAAUUUGACAGUCUAAACCAGGUUAAGAAACAUGUCAGUGAUUUCCAAGUGUUCACAGUGAGCUCCAAAGAGUUCCUGAAAAAGAAACAUCUGGAUCCAGAGGACACCGAAAUACCCAAACUUCAGGAAUUUUUGAAAGAUCUCAAUGACGAUCACUCCGAGACAUUAAACUAUGUGAAGGGAGCUUAUGGGAUCCUCUCAUUGAUGGAAGGGGCUAGGUCUAAAAAAGGGGCUGAAAAGAAAACAGAUGUUUGUGUUCAACUUGAAAAGAAUCUAAACCUUCAACUUGGUGGAGUCCAAAAAGCAGUGGAAGAUGCUCACAAGGCUUUUGAAACACGUCUUACUGAGGGGGUGGAAAGAUCUAAACGUUUAUGUGAAAAAAAAAUACACUCCAUCUUAUAUCCUCCAAAGACGGGCAGUGCUUUUCACAGGACACUGAACUCUGUAGUUCAGAAAGAUGGCGUCCACAAACCAGAAAAAGAAACACAAAUCAACCUGAAUGCUACAUUAGCUUCAUGGCUGACAGACAGCAUCGAUGAGGAGUUCAAGAAGACCUUCCCAAAUGAAGAUAAAAGGGAAUCAUUCAAAGGCGCCAUCAGGUCAUUUUCCCUGAACACAAAGAGGCUAAAGAAGGAGAAUCAAAGCCUCAAACUGCAGCUGAUAUUUCUCAUGACAGAGGAAGAAAUAAUAAAGACAAAACUGAAAAAAAUCAUUCGGGACCAUAAGAAAACCAUCUACAGCACCCUGGCAGAGACAAUCAAGGCAAAAAUGCUGAUCUGCUACAAAAAAGCAGCAGCAUUUCGUAAAAAGGACACACUGGAAAACAUGAGAGAGACUAUUAAACGACAUCUACGAGUCUCAAAAGACACGAUGUUUGAGGAGGCUAAAGCUGUCAUGUUGAAGGAGAUGAAGGAUUUAAAGGCUAAAAUCCUGGAGACACUGCAGGAGACCUUGGAGAAAUCCAUUGAGAUGUCAAUGAAGACAGAUGACAGCUUAACUCCAGAUGUUGCAGCAGAACUUGAGGAGGUGAAGAAAUACUACAAGGAACUGAAACGCAGCCGAGCCGGAGAAACGUCACAACUGGGGUAAAACCUUGAAUCUUCCAUCAGUGGACAGAAACUCCAGAGGUCUGCUCUCCUACUGAACAUCUGAGGAUCAUCGAGUCAACACUGGACUUGGUCUGAGAUGUUUUUAUUCAGUUGGUUUCUACGUACUCUUUGAUGCUUUGGUUUGUUCUUUGACUGUUUUUUAGAGAUGUUUCUAAAGUUUUUCUCUUUUUAUACCUUUUUUAAAUCAUAGUAAUGAAAUGAAAGAGCCUGGUUGGAUCUGAACCAGUGAUGUUCUGGUUUUCAUCAUGCAGAUAUAAACCAUAAAACAUUUAGAUUUUAAGGAUUGAACUUUUUUUCUUUGCUUUCCAGUUGCAUAUUUUAGUUUUCUGAGUUUCUUGUGGGUUCAUUGGGGGGGCUGCAGAUUCAGGGAUUCUAUCAAUGUGUGCACAUUUAACCUUCAACCUUGAAUCCAGCUAAAACUUCAGCUUUGAUUUAACAGAUUUUAGGCUUUUAAAGAGUGAUUUUGAAUCAGUGGGUUUCCUUUAAGUUCCAGGACAAACAUUUACUGAGUGUGAGAUGAUGUUGGUGUUCACAUGAAAGGAACAAACUGUCAUCAUUUAUUAUAUCGUUGUUUUAUUUUACAUUUAAUCUGCACUGAUUCUGAAUGAAAACAUGUUUCUGAUCAAACAUUAUUGUUGAACCUUCAAUCAAACCUAAACUGCAGGUUGAUGUGACUUCAGGCUUUUCAGAAUAAGUCAACAUUUACUGGAUCAUUGGUUUAUUUGGUGUCUGCUCUGUACUGAGUCUAAAUGCAUACAUUUGAUCUGAUGUCCUGUCCAAUAAACACU